Cyprinus carpio (common carp) is the source of this 998-nucleotide messenger RNA. Its product is annotated as dnaJ homolog subfamily C member 24. Gene Ontology annotation, biological process: positive regulation of ATP-dependent activity. Gene Ontology annotation, molecular function: ferrous iron binding; ATPase activator activity. NCBI's taxonomy places the organism in Eukaryota, Metazoa, Chordata, Actinopteri, Cypriniformes, Cyprinidae. The record is from RefSeq and is a predicted model, not a curated record.
AUGUAAACCCGUCCUCUUCCGCCCAGCAAACAGACUCGCGCCAGUCACACCUCACUGUGUCAAUCACAGCCCGUCACAACACAUCAGCUCCGUGAGCAAACAGUGGAAAACGCGGGCUGACAGCUCGGCCUUUUCUCACACCUCGCACCUGUGGCUGGCUCGCGUGCGCUUUCUUUCCACACCUUGAUUCCACGGUUCAUGAGAAAGUAUGGAAGUGUGAGUGCGCUGAACAGAAUGCAGGCUAACCAGCAAGAAAUCAGGAGGGCGUUAAAGAGCGAGGCAAACACUCACAAGGGAAGCGGCAUGGAUUGGAAAGGCCAACGCUCAUGACAGCUGCACAGAAACGGGGGAAAAAAACUCUUUAUAUUAGGAUCAUGGUAGAUUCCAGUGGCCCACAGAAAGACUGGUACUCAGUACUGGGUGCCUGUCCAACAGAUGACAUUAAAGAACUGAAACAGAAGUAUCAGAAGCUCAUCCUCAUGUUUCACCCGGACAAGCAGAGGCAGGACGUAUCAGAAGGUGAAGCGGAGCAGCACCUGCAGAGAUUCAUUGACAUUGACCAAGCUUGGAAGAUCUUGGGUAAUGAGGAGAGCAGGAAGAAGUACAACCUUGAGCUACGAGCAAAUGAACUGAAACAGAGCUGGCCAGUUGAUGCUCAUAUAACCCACGAAGACAUGAACUGGGAUUGUGAAACUGAGUGUUAUACGUACAGCUGCCGCUGUGGAGGAGAAUUCAUCUUAGAGAAGGAUGAAAUGGAAGAAAUGGAAACGGUUGUAUGCUGCGAUUCCUGUUCUCUCAGCAUUGAAGUUAAGAAGGUUACAUGACACUUUUGGAUAUGUUCAGCAAGAUUCUUAUUGGACUAUUAUUUAGCUCUUUUAAAAUGGGACAUAUUCUAUGGACACGGUUGAUUUUAACAGGAAGUCAACCCUAUUCUUAAUUGAAUGUGGCACAAAUGAGAAAUAUUUUUUUUUAUUAAAUAUUUAUUCAUGAAUUCAAAA